CUCGACAGUUCAAAAUAUUUCCUUUUGCUUCUCUCUCUCCAAAUUCUCCCCACUCUAUCAUUGUUCACUGCCGAUCUGAAAUCCAAGAUCUCGAUCGAAACAAGGAACUCGCGGUGCAAAUUGAAGACUAGUUCUUCGAUUAAUCGAGAAAAAUGGAGAUUGGUGGCUGUCAAGAGAUAGAUCUUGAACUUGAAGCCGACGACCUCAUUGGAAAUUUUCAGUUUCCAGAAACUUCUGAUGCUAACAAAGAAGUUAAUAGUGUUGGCAUUGAUGUUAAAGAUCGCUUGCCUGAGCUGCAUGAAUCGACAGAGCCUGAAAGAAACCAAAGAAAUGGAAGGUAUAACUUGCGAAAAAGCCUAGCCUGGGACAGUGCCUUCUUCACUAGUGCAGGAGUGCUAGACGCAGAAGAAUUGUCGAGCAUGAUUACCAAAUUAGAUAAAAAGGAAAAGCGUAUAUUACCUGGGAUUCAAGAAGAACUUACUGGUUCAACUGAGUCUAUCUCCACUCUUCAAAGUGAUAGUUUGACUCUAGAAAGCAAUGACGAUGACUUGUUUUUGGACAUUAGAGCUUCCAUCCAAAGAUCCAGUAGGAAAGUAUCCAACUUGACCAAUUCAAACAGUAAGAUAGCAGCUAUGGUGCUAGAUGACAGAGCCAUUUCAUCUCCAAAGAAGGAAGAUUCUGUUUCUCAAAAUAAGUGCCCAAAACCAGGUGUGAAGAAAACUAGUAGCCUGCAGACUGUCCGAAUGUCAAAAUCUCAGCUAAAACCAAUUGCGAAGCUAACACCAGGAAGAUCAAUCAAGCCAGAUUCUGCUCAGUCACAGGCUGGAGAGAUAAAUUUGGUUUCUGCCAAACCACUCAAAACCAUUAGUAGCUCUGUUCCCUCCUCAACUGCAGCAAAGCGGGAGUCUGUUGGAGUUGGUCGUGUCAAACCUGAAUGUGGAAGCUCUAAACAAGGCUCUGUCUCUGGCAAAGUAACUCAGCUACCCAAAGUAUCUGCGUUAGGCGGUUCUAGAAAGAUGCUGCCAAAGCCUGCUGUAUCAUCGAAGUGUUCUUCAGUGGACUCUUCGACUACUAGUACUGUGCCUUCGACAAGGUCUUCUACUUCAAACGACAAGACUAGCACAUCCUCCGGAAAUGCUGCUAAACCUACACUUAUGACUGCAAGAAGAAAUCUAGGCAAAAGCAGCAACAGUAGUACUGGCCCCUCUGGGUCCAUUCCUAAAACUCCAUCAAGAGCUCUACCAAAGAACAAGUUGCCAGCUUCUAAUCUCUCGGCUUACCUAAUGUCUACUAAGAUCUCCUCAAGUGUCUCACCAGCCAGUUCAAUUAGUGAGUGGUCUUCAGCGUCAUCAACAACAUCUUCUGUGGUCAACCUACGAUCUAAUAUCUCAAGGAGCAGUUUAGAUACCAGUUCUUGUAGGUCAGUAGAUGAUAACAUGCAUCUGGAUCCAAGGCAUAAGGUAGCAGGUCAAAAGGCUGAAAGGCAAGGAAACCAAGGAGCUAUUUCAACAAGCAACAGUUCAAAGAAAUCUUCAGCAACAUCUGGCACCCUUCAGGUUCCUAUGAAACCAUCAGGAUUACGAUUGCCAUCACCCAAAAUUGGCUUUUUUGAUGGGUCAUCGUCUCGUACUCCUGAGGGGAAUCAGCGCUCUCAAUCUGCCUUGCACCCUGUGAUUCCCAAGACUGGAGCUGCUGCAUCCACUCCAACUCGAAGUUCAAAUGGCAAACUGAAGAGCGUGAAGGUUCCAACAGCUAGAUCAACUUCUUUGGCAAACAUUAAGUCUGGUUCUCUAAAUGCUGCAUCUCCUGCCUCCUCACAAGAAAAGUCACAUGCUUUGUUAAAAGCAUGUGUUUCGACGGAUGUAACUAAUUCUUUUAGCCUGUCUGUUGAAGUUAAAUCUGGCAGAAUUGGAGAAACUUAUCAAGAAGCAGUGGAAGUUCAGGCUGAUACUGGAGUUAAGCAAGUUGUGGAUGCAGGUGCUGAUGACACAGACAACUCAGGUGACUUGAGUUUGAUUAAAAACACGACCUCUGCGGAUAUCAUGACUGCUACUGCUGAAGGUAACUAUGUUUCAGCCUCAGAAUAUAUCAGUCAAAUCGAGGAUGGUCUGGUUAAGAAGGACGAGGUUAAGAAGAACUCGGGUCCAACUUCUGAAGCAGUAAAGAAGAAUGAAGAUCCUGCCAAUUAUCCAGGGGAAGGGGUAACAGGAGACAAGAGAGGCAUAUAUGAAAAACAUCAUGAGCCAAAUUGUCAGCUUCUUAGUGAUACAUCAGAAUGUGCGUUCUCUUCUACUGCAGCUGCCUCCCAGGCUGCAGUCCACAGAACCCCGUUUCCUGUCGAGAAUUUCUCCUGUGGUAGCGAAUGUGUUAAUAAAACAACAGAGCUGGUUAUAUCCGUUGCAGAUGCAGAAAAUGAAGGUGUUGUAGUGCCUUCUGGUUCAGAAUAUAAUAUUCAAACUGAGGAUGGUCUCAUUAAGGACAAGCUUAAGAAGAAUUUGAUUCCAACCUCUAGAGCAACACAGAAGGAAAAUGAUCCUGCUAACUGCCAAACAGAAGGAUUAACACAAGACAAGAAAGGGGUAUUUCAAAAAAACCACGAGCCGAAUUGUCAACUUGCUAGUGAUACAUCAGAAUGUGUGCUCUCUUCUACUGCAGCUGCCUCCGAGGCUGAAGUCCACAGAACCCCGUUUGCUCUAAAGAAUUUCUUCUGCAGUAAAGAAUGUGUUGAUAAGCCUACAGAGGUUGCAGUAGCAGAGAAUGCAGGUUUUGCAUUGCCUUCUUGUGAUCUAGACUUGAAAUAAGUUGUUUUCAAUUCAUGAAGCUCAAUCAGAUUCAGUGAAGGUUGCUCACGAUGCAAAUAUAGCCAUUUGUGCUCGACGUCUCCCUCUAGAAGAACAGCCACAAACAAAGCGAAGAAGGAUAUUGUUCUAUUUAUGAAUUGCCAUAGUGGAUGUUCUCUUAUUUUCUUUUUUUCCUCUGUACUCAAAAGUCUUAGAUUCAAACUUGAUGAUGUUUGAUGCCUUGCAAACAUGUGCAUAUAUGAUUUCCAAUAGAUAUCAAUUGGAUGUUAUCGCAUCCAAUAGUUGUGAACAA
Molecule: messenger RNA, 3093 nt
Organism: Salvia miltiorrhiza (redroot sage)
Lineage: Eukaryota; Viridiplantae; Streptophyta; Magnoliopsida; Lamiales; Lamiaceae
Exons: 8
Coding region: 153-2801 (882 amino acids)
Molecular function (GO): microtubule binding
Source: RefSeq, a predicted model, not a curated record